AAAAAAAUAAAAAAAAAUAAAAAAAAAUGGUCACCAUGUUACAACAACCUUCCAAACCUAUUGCUAUUCCAGGUCAAUUAGACAAUACGAUUUCUUAUAGAGAGAUCAUUAAACAGUUAGCAGCACAACAGACCACAAAACCAUAUGGUGAUAUUCCUCCCAUGUUGAGUAAACGACAUAAAAAGAAACGACCCAAAAGCAGUCGUAAAGAACAACAAGAACCCAUGCGUCGCAUGUCUCAUGUAGAAGACUGGAUAGUGGUAGACAGUAAGGAAUCUUUACCUGAUGAAGAAGAGCUGGUACAGUCUCCAUUAAGGAAUUUUUUAUCUGCAGAUUUCUUCACACAAGUAUUACCACUACAUAUGCCACCACCUUCGUUAAGUGAACGAUUCAAUCUAGAAGAGGAAGAAGGUGAACGAAGAAUGUUACAGACUGUGGAUGAUGAUGAUUUUACUGAGGAAGAAGAGGAAGAGGAAGAGGAAGAUACGAGUAGCACAAAGGAUUUAUUGCGUAGACACUCCGUAUCAUCUUUCAACACAAAAUCAUCCCCUACCUCAUCCACAACUACUGUAUCCUAUUCUAUACCAACAUCCUCUUCACCACCACAAGGUGAUCAUGCCUUAUGGAAAGAAACUCUGGCUAAAUUAAAGCGAACUUUAAUCGUAUCCCCACCUUCAUCCGUAACAACCACUCCCGCUGUCGUCGCAACCACAACAAAACCCGUCGCUCAAAAGACCAAGAAACGUCUCAACAAGUUUAUUCCUAUGCCUAUACCACCUCGUAGACCCAUCUCCCAAAAGAGAAGAUCCGAAGCAACCACUCAACCCCGAUUUAAUCCAGAUACCAAUACAUAUACAAGAGACACUCGUUCCAAUCCAGAUCAUUUACGCAUGAUUUCCGCUGAACUUAACAUGAUGCGAGGCAGGAAACUAUUAAGUCCUUUAAAGCCUAGAGGCUUUUUACCUAGAAGAAAAGAUGCCUUUAUACGUGGCAUACAUCGUAAACCCUCUCCAUUGAUUUUCUCAUAAUAAAAAAAAUAUCCCUUCUUUUUAUAUAUCUUCUAUAAUUCGUCACUACCGCUGCAUUAAAUACGUACAUGACAGUCCACCGAUGAUGUAGACAGAUGAGAAGCCUUACUUGUUGGUCUUGUAUAUCUCUUUUUUAAGUUCAGUGAACUUGAUUUUAAACGCCUGUUAAAUCCUACAUAAUUAAAAGAGAAGAAAAAAAAAUUCGGCUCAGUAGUAGAGCGUCUUUUAAGCUACCAAGUCCUUAGAAACAACCAAAAUCCUGCAGAUUGGAUCAUUGAUACCAUUAUCAAAUAUUUUUGUGUCACAUCCGCGCAUCCGGUGAAACAAUACUUUGAUUUUGUUCGAACGAUUGCAUAAUAUCUCUGUACAUGGCAUAAUAUCUCUAGUAGAAACCU
Messenger RNA from Mucor mucedo, 1423 nucleotides. RefSeq lists its product as uncharacterized. The record is from RefSeq and is a predicted model, not a curated record. NCBI's taxonomy places the organism in Eukaryota, Fungi, Mucoromycota, Mucoromycetes, Mucorales, Mucoraceae. The transcript is spliced from 2 exons. The coding region runs from base 27 to 1028 and encodes 333 amino acids.